This is a messenger RNA of Spodoptera litura, 342 nucleotides long. NCBI's taxonomy places the organism in Eukaryota, Metazoa, Arthropoda, Insecta, Lepidoptera, Noctuidae. The record is from RefSeq and is a predicted model, not a curated record.
AUGGUAUAUAACUUGACUUACGAUAAUUGGUGGGAAGCCAAAAUUCAGAUUGAUGAAACGGAAGAGGCUCAGAAAUGGGUAAAAGAAUCUGUAGAGUUUUUUAGCAACUGGGAAAAUAAUGUAGAAGACAACGACGGAGACUACAAUAAGGCAUUUCUACGAAACUUAUUCCCACAUCUUAUUGAAGAAUCUAUUAAUAAUAGCUUACAAGGGGUUAUUUGGAAGAUAACUGAUAAUUAUGAAGGUUUUCCAAAUUUAGAUGGCACAGAUGGCAUUACUUUAUUAGAAAUAGAUUCCUUUAGUUUUGACAGGGAUGAUUUAGAUAUAGAAAUUUCAAAAUAA